This is a messenger RNA of Lasiodiplodia theobromae, 4011 nucleotides long. RefSeq names its product Taz1-interacting factor 1. Gene Ontology annotation, molecular function: protein kinase binding; molecular adaptor activity. Gene Ontology annotation, biological process: positive regulation of protein phosphorylation; autophagy of mitochondrion; piecemeal microautophagy of the nucleus. Gene Ontology annotation, cellular component: extrinsic component of membrane; Atg1/ULK1 kinase complex; phagophore assembly site membrane. Lineage: Eukaryota; Fungi; Ascomycota; Dothideomycetes; Botryosphaeriales; Botryosphaeriaceae. The record is from RefSeq and is a predicted model, not a curated record. The transcript has 2 exons. Bases 1 to 4011 code for a protein of 1336 amino acids.
AUGUCGCUGUCAGUCUUUGUCGCCCACUCGGGCAAGCGGCUCGACGCCGACCCCGUCGUCUUCAGCUCCUUGGACGCCCUCAAAGCCUGGCUUCACAAUGCGACCAAGGUUCCGCCGCAGGACCAGAUCCUGCUCACCCCGCGCGGCAAGCACGUCAAGUUGCAGACUCUCCUGACCGAGCAGAAGGAGAUAUUCCUGUACGAUCGCGACCUCUUUGCCCUCCCGGCGCCUGAGAACCUCGACCACCUCGUUCCGCCCGAGCCGCUUCCCAAGGACUUCCAGCCCGGGAAGCCGCCUGACACCCUCUCCAACCAGAACGACCUCGCAGCAUGGCAGAACUUGUUCAAAGCGCGCCGCGACUGGGCCCUGGGCCUGCGCGAGCAGUGUCGCUCCAUGGCUCAGGCCGCCGCCGAGUGCGUGAGCGAGCAGGCCGUCGUCGAGCGCGGCGUGCGCGUCGCCACCAGCAACCAUGAGACGCACAUCCGGAGUCUGGAGCAGAAACAGCAGGAGGCGCGCGCCUGGUUCGACGCCGUGGCCAAGGAACAGGACGAGUGCGUGCAGUCGUGGGAGGCCGAUCUUGCCCGGCUGAGCUCCAUACCCGCCAGCCAGCAGUUCCGCCGCUUCAUCUCCACCCUUGGCAAUGAUACCCCGCGUAAGCCGUCCAGGAAGAAUAGCGACGCUCGGGCCUCUUUGGAUACCUUUGUAAAUGUGGACAAGGCCAGAAAGGCGGCGGCGGUCAGCAACACGGUUUUGGAUGACCUGGAAGGCCGCAUCGUAGAUAUGGACAAGCAGAUUGAGAAGAUCAGGGCCGAGUACAAUGAAUUGCAGAACGCCGUGGACCAGAGCCAGAUGCACUCCUCGUACAACUACCAGGACGAACCAAUGCGCUUAUUUGAGGAGAUCGAUGUGCUAGCAAAGAAGGUCGACUCGGACUACGAGCACGUUCUCGGCCUCCCGGCACUCCCAAAGUCGGUUGCGCAGGCUUCGAAGAUGGCGCUGCUCCAUACCCGGAACUAUCUCCCCUCCCUCACGGACUACAGUGGGGAGAUGAGCGAUCUGCUCAAGCAUUCUGUGGAGCGGAAGAAUUCGGCCGUUCGGCUCGCUCUCGAGCACCUCCAGACGAUUGCGGGCAUAGAGUCGACCCUCGCUGGUGCCAAUGCCUCGAUCGCAUCGAUUGAAAUUGCCCCAGAGAGUCAGGAUGCCCUUGAGGCUCUAUCGAUCAUUUCUAAGAUGCCAUACAUCUACGGUAUUCUCCUGAUCGAAGCUGUGCGAAGGCAUGAGUGGGCGGAGAAAUUGAAAAAGGACUCCUCCUCCUUAGCUGAGGAGAUAGCUGGCUACCGGGAUGAGGAAGAAAAAAGGAGAAAGAGGUGGCUGAAGAGCAACGGCGACGUUAUCAAUCUGGAUGCCGCUCACGACAAUGCUAUCGGAAUCGAUAUCAACGUUACAGGCCAGGACGUAGGCUGGCCUUCAGUCACCCGCCAGGACUUCCAGGAUUACCUGAAUCUUUUGAACACUAUCGGUGGACUCGAAAGUAUCGUGGAAUUACUUGCUCAGGCUUUCAAGGAUAUCGACCGCCCAACUCGACAACAAAUCAAGCAUGCGAAGGGCUUCAAGACAGGAAGCGUGCAUGACGGGCUGGGUAAAGGUUCGCUUCUCUUGCGUGGAGAAGACGAGACGCGAGUCCUUAGAGAGUCGAUGUCAAAGCUGGAAGAAGAGUUGAAGAGUUCUAAGAGCAGGGUCCGGAAGCUUGAGGAUCUGCUUCACCGUCAAAGCCACAUCAGCCGUUUGUCCAUUGGGAGCGGAGUUGCCCCACCAAGCUCCCAGUUGCCGGAUACCCCUACGGAUCCGUAUCCUCCUGUUGCUUCACCACAACUACAGGAAAAUCCCGCUCGCCAGUCCUCGGUCUCGUCUCGGAGGUAUUCUUCCAACAAGAGUCCCGAGGAACGAGCCCUAGCCCAGCGGAUAGUGCAGCUUGAGAACGAACUAAGGGUGGAAAAGGAGGCCCGGAUCAACCUUGAGAAGGAGCAUUCGGCACGUGCUGAUGCUGUCAAUGACCUCCAAAAACAUGUUGAAGAACGCAGGUCCACGAACAAGGACCUCAUGGAGAACAUGGAAGCGAUGCAGAAGGAUUGGUCUGACGAACGCCGAUCACUUGAAGACGAAAUUAAAAGGCUUCGCUACAGACUUGAAGAGCUCGAAGAAGAACUUGACAGGAACUUGGGAAGUCGCGAUAAUGAAAGAGCAGGCUAUGACGAGAGAAGACAGGCACUGGAAGCCGAACUGGACCAAGUUCGCAGGGAUGCGGAUGAGGAAGUUCAACGAGAGAAAGAGCGGGCUGAGGCUGCUGAACACACCAUUCAGGAGCUUGAAGCUGUCCAGUCUGAGCGGAAAAUUACCUUGCAGAGCGCCUUCUCCUCGUUGGCAAAGAAUGAGGCCCUCCCUGAGAACAGCGCCAUGCUAGCUUCGGAGCUUGAAAAGCUUGCGCAGAGGUCCAAGGAUUACGCUCGCGAGCUUGCUGAGGCUGUUGAGAAGGCUAAAUCGGAGAACGAGGCGCUCACUACUGCUGCUGCGAAGCAGCGGAAUGACCUCGAGGCUCGAAUCAGAACGCAUGAAGCGGAGAUUGCGCAGAAGAGUGAGGAACUUGCGGCCGAGAGUGCCAAGGUCAAGUCUUUAGCCGAAGAGCUGAAGGAUGAACGAGGGCAUCUGGAAGACCUGCGAAUGAAGUUCGCUGAGGGAGAGACGGGUGCCGAUGCCCUACGUCAACGUGUCACGGAAGAGGAGGCCAAAGUCGAGCGCCUUUCUACCGAACUCGCAGAGGCAAAGGUCCAUGUCACGACCCUCGAGAAGUCUCUGGCAGAACUACAGGACAAGUACGCCGCGCUGCAGGCCAAUUCGACCAAUGGUGAAUCUAGAUCCGAACAACAGGCGAAGCGUGCCCGAGAUCUCUCUGAGAAGCUGCUUGCAAACAACGAUCGACUGCACAGGCUUUUAGAAACGCUCGGAUUCGCCAUCACGCACCAAGACAACCAGAUGGUGAUCCAGCGGGCUUCGAAGGUCGCGGGCCAGAGCACAGUUAUCCCUACAGAUGCAUCUGCAGCAAUGAACCGCAGCGUGUCGUCGCCGUCGCCGUCGCAGAAACCUCUUGAGAGUUCUCAAAUGCUAGAGGCCCUCAAAUGGACGGAGCAAGAGAACCCUGACAUGGAAGAAGUCAAGUUUGUGGAGUUCAUGGCUACCGUCAAGCGCUUUGAUAUCGACACUUUCAGCGAAGCCAUCACGAAGCGUAUGAGGGAUAUGGAGCACACUGCGCGCAAGUGGCAGCGCGAAGCCCGCACUUAUCGUGACAAGUCUCACAGAUACCAAAGCGAAGCGCACGAGAAAAUUGCUAUCCGCGGAUUCAAAGAGGGGGACCUCGCUCUCUUCUUGCCCACACGCAACCAAGCUACUCGUCCCUGGGCAGCCUUCAAUGUCGGCGCGCCACACUAUUUCCUUCGCGAACAAGAGUCGCACCGCUUGCACAGCAAAGAGUGGCUGGUUGCGCGCAUCACAAAGGUUGAGGAGCGCGUCGUUGAUCUCUCGAAGUCAAUGGACGGUACGCGUGGCAGCGACGGCCGCUCCAUAACUAGCGAGCGCAGCGGCGUCUCGUAUGAGGACGACAAUCCAUUCGAACUGUCCGAUGGCCUGCGUUGGCAUCUAGUCGAAGCGGCAGAAGAGAAGGUCGGUGCGCCGCUCACGCCUGGCUUGGGAAAGAGUACAGUCGACAGCACCAAGGUAGACGCGAAGGGCAGCAUCCGCAUGAAGAAGAGCCUGAUCGGCAACGACGCGAGUAAGACGCUGAACAAGAGUCUGGAUAGCCGUCGCAGCAGCGCGGGCAGCAAGCGCAGCAUGACCGUUGGCAGCGUCAGCAACAACAACAAUGGCAGGACUGCAGCAGGCCCCUCCGGAGCAGACCAACAGGUUGGUGCCGAGGCGGCCGGAGGAGUGGGCGAAGAGGUCAGAGCACCCGUCCAGUAA